CUGUUGUGGGCUAUUCACUACACUGCACAUCAGUGGUCCUUCCGAAAUGGCGGACGCCGAUUCUUGGGAUGCCGAGAGUUUUGAGCCAGAAGAGCCCAUCAAGAAGGCGCCAGGGCAUGACAAGUGGGAGGGCGAGGAUGAGGAUGAAGAUGUCAAAGAUAACUGGGAUGAUGAAGAGGAGGAAGAAGAAAAGGUGACCGAGACUAAAACAGUUGCAGUGACAAAGCCAUCAGAGAAGAAAAAACUUAGUGAUAAAAUCAAAGAGAAGGAGAGUUUACAAAAGAAAAAACAAGAAGAGUUUCGAAAGCAGAUAGAGGAAUCUAAAGACAGCAUAGAAUACACACCUGAGGAGGAGUUAGCAGAAAAACUUCGACUGAAGAAACUUCAGGAGGAUUCAGAUUUGGAACUAGCCAAAGAUGCUUUUGGCAUUGUAUCGAAUAACGUAACAGGAAUAGAUGCCAUGAGCCCCUCCUCCAAAGAAGACUUUACAGAGUUUGAGCGGUUGCUGAAAGAGAAAAUAAGUCUCUACGAGAAGUCAAUACACUAUUCCAGCUUUUUAGAGUCACUGUUCAGAGACCUAUGUCUUUCAUUGGAAGUUGAAGACUUGAAAAAAAUUAACAACUCACUCACAGUGUUACUCAGUGAGAAGCAGAAGCAAGAAAAGCAAAAUAAAGGAAAGAAGAAAAAGAAAGGUGGUUUACCAGGAGGUGGUUUAAAAGCCAAGAUGAAAGAUGACUUUGCUGACUAUGGCGAGUUUGAUGGAGGUUAUGUACAAGACUUUGAAGAUUUUAUGUGACCUCCGCUUCGUAACCCAUCAUAUUCUUUGAGUGAUGAAACAUAUGAAACUCUACAGCGCAUGGCCUCUCCCUACAGUCAGACCCACGUCCAGAAUCAAGCUAGAAAACUUGAACCACAUCCCAUGUAACACACUAGCCUAAGCUUAAGUGGUUUACUCUGAGAAAGACUUGAGUGAAGCAUAUUUCUCUGGUUUAUAUUGACUGUAGGACAUUCUAGUGUUUGCUGUGGAAAAAAGGUCAUAGUCAGGUAAUGUCCUUUUGGUCAAAAAUUGAAAGUUACAAAAAAAAAAAUUAAAUGAAAACUGACCGAUGUGAAACAGAAGCUUCACAGGAAAGUGUAUAAAAGAGUUGACAGUAUUACUGUUUAAAAGAGCUACUUUACAUUAAAAUAAAUUUGACAUUCUAUGCAAAUUUCAGAAGAAAUGUCUGUUAUGUAUUUUGAUUACAUUUCUGCUGUCCUUGCAUUGAGACAACUAUAGACAUUACUGGUCACUGCUUUUGCUGAAUAAGACAACACAUAAAGUGAUUGCCAUUAAAAGCGGUAUUGCUUUACGUUACGCUUUCCUUAACUGACAUUUAGUUUACAUGAACAGCAGCAUUAAUACAUAACAUUAACAAAAUAACAUACACUUGUAUUAUUAUUAUUAUUAUUAUUAUUAUUAUUUAUUUGAAUAAUGAUCUAACCAAACAAGCUAAAUAAUCAACACCUACAAUAACCAGUGUUUAUCCCAUCAGUGAGUAAAAUUAAGUCCAGAAUGAAUCAAAAUUAUUUGCGGCUGUUAACUGACAAAAUUCAGAAAUAAGCAACAUAGUGAAAAUUAAUUAUUGUUAAUUUAUGCGUGUGUAUUUUUAGUCAUAGAUACAAUAAACAUCAGACAGUGCAAAAUUGCAGUGCAGUAUUUAUUUAACAAUCCAACAUUAGUUAGUAACUGUAUUUACAUAUUGUUUAGGAAUGUUAAAGUUUAUGGUUUGGUGAUAUUAAUGAAUACAUUAAUUAAUUAAUUAUGUUAGUUAAGAGAAACAUAAUGUAAAGCAUUACCUUAGAAGCAGUCACAUGCCUAUGGAAGUUGUGUAAAGAGUUUCACUUUUCUACUUCUAGGUGAUCAUGUAUAAAUCUUUCUUUAGAUGCAUUGAGCCUAACGUGUUGAGUAUAGUGUACCAAAUCUGAUAAGAGCUUAUUUCUACAUGCAGAGAUAGAGCAGUUAAUGGUUGCAUUCCGUUUGAAUCAGAAAUAUGGAGCUAUAUUCAGUCACGUAUUUAAAAUAUUGUGUUUUAUCGUGUGUUGCAAUUUUUUCUCUCACUUUUUUGCAGUGCUAAUUUUGUGAACAUCAUGUUAUGUUUGGGGUUUAACAUGUUCCUUUAUGCACAGUGUCACUAAACCAUACAGGUGGGUAUUAUUACAAGAGAUUUUAAGAAUAUUACUAUUGUUACUUUGCAAAUGAAGUGCAUAUAAGAUGACAUCUCAUGGAACUUAGGAGUUUCCAUUUUUAAAGUCUUGCGUUAUGAACAUUUCAUGUCAGCAAAGCAAACGAUAGCAUUCUGCCGUGUUUUAUAGAGAUCUAAUUUAAUAAAAGUCUUCAAGAAGUAAAUCCGUGUG
Molecule: messenger RNA, 2394 nt
Organism: Ictalurus furcatus (blue catfish)
Lineage: Eukaryota; Metazoa; Chordata; Actinopteri; Siluriformes; Ictaluridae
Gene: eif3ja
Product: eukaryotic translation initiation factor 3, subunit Ja
Exons: 8
Coding region: 47-796 (249 amino acids)
Cellular component (GO): eukaryotic translation initiation factor 3 complex; cytoplasm
Molecular function (GO): translation initiation factor activity
Source: RefSeq, a predicted model, not a curated record